Messenger RNA from Scleropages formosus (Asian bonytongue), 1725 nucleotides. It is a transcript of the gene ssc4d, whose product is annotated as scavenger receptor cysteine-rich domain-containing group B protein. The record is from RefSeq and is a predicted model, not a curated record. Bases 1 to 1725 code for a protein of 574 amino acids. Gene Ontology annotation, cellular component: membrane. The transcript is spliced from 10 exons. Lineage: Eukaryota; Metazoa; Chordata; Actinopteri; Osteoglossiformes; Osteoglossidae.
AUGAGGUUCUUCCAGGAGCAGCUGGACUCAGACACAGGAGUCUUUGUAGAUCCUCAGCUGGAGGAGGUGGACAGCAUGAGAGUCCAGUGUCGAGCCUGGGGGUGCGCCCUGUUGCUGCCAGUGUCCUUCCUCGGGUUCUUGCUUGUCGUCACACUAGGUCUGCUCCAGAGGUCUGUUCGGCUAGUGAAUGGACGGAACCGCUGCGAGGGCCGCGUGGAGAUCCAGCACAACGGCACGUGGGGCACCGUGUGCGACGAUGACUGGGACAUGGUGGACGCCAACGUGGUGUGCCGGCAGCUGCGUUGUGGUUCGGCCGUGGCCGUGGCCAGCAGCUCUAUGUUUGGCCAGGGCUCCGGGCUCAUCCUCUUGGACAACGUGGACUGCACAGGCAUCGAAUCAGACUUGGGCCGCUGCGGGAGCCUUGGCUGGGGGAUCCACAACUGCUACCACUACGAGGAUGUGGGCGUCACCUGCAAAGAAACAUCGGCGCUGGAGGUGCGGAGCCAGGAGACGACCAGCGCAGCUCCUCGUGCCGACGGCCUGAGGGAUGGCACCAUCCGGCUGGCGGGCGGGUUGGACCGCUGCCAAGGCCGUGUGGAGAUCUUCUACCGCGACAGCUGGGGCACAGUGUGCGAUGAUGACUGGGGCAUGCGGGCUGCCGGUGUGGUGUGCCAGCAGGUGCAGUGUGGCCGCGCCCUGACCGCCACCACCAACGCCUACUUUGGCUACGGCACAGGCCUUAUCCUCCUGGACAACGUCAACUGCAACGGGAACGAGCCUCAGCUCUCCUCCUGCUACAGCCUGGGCUGGGGCAUCCACAACUGUGGGCACCACGAGGAUGCCGGCGUCAUCUGCACAGGAUCAGGAUCCACCACAGCAGUCCCAUCCAACACUGAGACUAUGGGCAGAGUCAGGAUUGGCCCCACUGCCAGUACAGCGGUAACAGGUGUUUCAUUCGCAGUCGUUGAAACGACAAUAAGGACAACUACGACCGCAACCAGAACGACAACAAGGGAGCGUGCCGGCAUCCGUGUUGCCAAUGGCAACAGCAGCUGUCAGGGGCGCGUAGAGGUGUUCCACGAUGGCCAGUGGGGGACAGUGUGCGAUGACGACUGGGAUCUGGCCAACGUGCAGGUGGUCUGCCGGCAGCUGGGCUGUGGCCUGGCAGUGGCUGCUGUGCCUUUGGCCUACUUUGGCUAUGGUGAAGGGCCCAUCCUCCUUGACAACGUUGACUGCCGGGGUGACGAAGCUGAGCUCGCCAACUGCUUCCACCUGGGCUGGGGCCAACACAACUGCGGCCAUCACGAGGAUGCCGGAGUCAUCUGCAUGUCAUCUCAACCCACUAUUCCAACUUCAAGAGACUUCGGGGCGACGUUUAAGAUUCCAACAUCAAAAACGCCAAAGGAAGGGGAGGUGAGGUUGGCCAACGGACAGCACCGCUGCGAGGGCCGGGUGGAGGUGUUCCUGCGGACGCAGUGGGGCACAGUGUGUGACGAUGCCUGGGACCUGCCGGACGCCCGUGUCGUGUGCCGCCAGGUGGGCUGUGGGCCGGCAGCCAGCGCCCGGGGGGAAGCCUUCUACGGACGAGGCGCCGGCACCAUCCUCCUGGACAAUCUCAAGUGCAGCGGCGAGGAGGGCUCGCUGCUCGAGUGCUCCCACAUACCCUGGAACGUGCACAACUGUGACCACUCGGAGGAUGCGGGCGUAGCUUGUUUGCUCUCGUGA